This is a messenger RNA of Pocillopora meandrina, 2797 nucleotides long. The record is from the annotation of a GenBank genome assembly. Lineage: Eukaryota; Metazoa; Cnidaria; Anthozoa; Scleractinia; Pocilloporidae.
GUUUCUUCACAGUAAUGCAAUUACAAACAUUGAAAGGGAGACUUUUGACAGACUCGACCUGAGCCAGUUGUGAGUAAAUUGAAGAAUAGAAUGAUUUCCUUUGAAGCUAAAACUUGGAAUGUGAUACAUUAACAAACUAAAAUGUUUUAUUGUUUUUUCUUAGCGGUUGUUAAGGUGUCAGUAGAUGCCAUACACAUAAUUAAAACUCACACCCCCAUAUCAGGAGCUUUAGCAUAACAUAUCUUGUUUAAUGGGUAUACACGCGCUUCAUUUUCAGAACCAUCUUUGAUAAUCCUUUAAACUCAUUACCAGACGGAAUAUUCGACGGAAUGGCAAAUGGAACUCAAGUGUAAGUCAAGCCGUAUGGCUUAAAAGCUAUAUACAUAUAAAGUGUAAAAUUUUGACUUUCGUAAAACAGUGCUCAAUACACAGGAGCAGAGCGAUGUAUAUAUUGUGGGAGGAAAAAGACAAAUAAAGCACAAGUUCAUCCCUACAAGCCUGUUUCGUGAUUGCCCACUCAUCAGGGGAUUUAAUGAGAGUAAUCUUUACCAUCGCCUAUAUACAAUACAAUCUAAUUUAUGCAGCGCGAAAUUAAACAAUUUAGUUGUUGCGUGAGAGGGCUUUGUUUCUGUGGCGGCAGGAAGACACGAGUUCAUUGCGUUUGUUUAGUGUUAAUAGUUCGGGUCGGCAGAUGAUUAGGAAUUGUUCUCUGAGGCAGAAAUUACAUCUUUUACUUGAGCUGUUGUACGGCAACUACGAAACAGGCUUGUUUAUUUGUCUUCUUCCUCCCACUAAAUAUAUAUAUAUAUAUAUAUAUAUAUAUAUAUAUAUACGUUACAUUUGUCGAAUUUGUGUUAAUUUUUUUACGGCUUCACGUUCUUGGCUAUAUUGGUAUACGUAUAAAGUUUCUCGAACCGGUCUUUUGUUUUUUUUUAACCUUAAAUAGCUUUCAUUAUCCAGUAAAAAAAAGGGGGAGAGUUGGGGGGUAGGGUAGAUAAAACAAGAUGGAUUUUCUUCCAAACAAGUUGCUUAAAGACCCUUAAAGCUAAGGAAACCCGAGUAUGCGGUGGCGACGAUAUCACCUGCCACAAUUCUAUUAACCAAAAUCACGUCAGUAUUUAUACCCAAAAGUUUUAUAUUCAGUUUAUUGUACAAACUAUGUACAGGGCAUUGACGUGUAAAAAUCUUCGUCAGCUGCCUCUGGAUAAAUAUGUGUCUAAAAUGUAAGUACGCCUUAAGUUUCAUUUUCUUCUCACGCUAUAGAAUGAUAAACAUCUGCACUGACGUUCUAUUUUGACUACAAUUCUUUCAACAUUUUUCAAUUAGCAUUUCACAGAUUUCUUCUUCCUUUCCAUUACAGAAGGUAUGAAAAUAACCAAAAAAAAACUGUAAUCAACUUUUAAAACAACUAUUGAUCUUGGUCAUUUCAACUUGUCGAGACUUAUCAGUGCCGUCGACUUUGGCUAUUGAUCUCUUCACGGUAAAAUCACGACAUUGUUUUCAACCUAGUUUUUUUAUUCAUUGUCAUUGCCCAAUCAAUCCUCAGUGAGUGUGCUCCCACGACAUCUCUGCACGUCAUUUUGGACCACUACCAAAGUAUCUUCAGUUCAUGCUUUACACGCUCAGGUUUUGUGUGCCAUGACUGUACAUCCCGCGAAAAACACAGUGCACCAAUCUAUUGUGCAAAUUGCAGCCUAUGUCCAGUUGGUACCUACUCGUGUACUGAUGGAUCCCUCUGUCUACCGUGUCCUGCAGGUAACGAGAAGAAACAAUUACUUUAUCGUUGAUAUAAGUAUCGUAAAAAGACAAGUAAUAAGGAAUCACUUUAUUUGUCUGGCUAGAUCAUUAUAUCUAGUCAUUAUUCUUUCCUUAGUGAAUUUUUUUAACUUUGGAGAUGUCUUAUGCAAUUAAACGAUGCUGGUAUACUGUGUUAUGGCUUACUCUAGGGUAUACUUCUUUUAUCACAAGUGAAUUGGAAACCAACAAUAAUUUUGAUAAUUCAAUGUAAUAGUUGAUUCUCCUUUAUAUGCUCAGACAAUCCGCCCGUAGAACCGUAUCCAUGUUCUAUGAUAUCUUCACAGGGGGUUUUUAUCAGGAUGAAAUGGGACAAGAUGGUUGCAAAAGAUGCAGCAUUAGUAUAUUUGUUUCUGAACAGCGAAGUCCUGGGAAUACAGCUGCCGACUGCGUGGCAUGUCCAUACAUUCUUAGCAAGAGCGAAAAUAAAGACAAAUUUCAGAAAAAAGGAACACCUUACCGUUUUUAACGCUUUCGAGUAAGAUUUCAACUACAUGUAUAAAUGAUGAACUCCGUCUUUUUUUUUCUACUUCACAGGAAACGGAAUUCUACAUGUGAAGUCAAUUUGGCGGUACGUUACCUUCAAGCCGAUCCGAUGUUUCAGGUUCCUUCGUCAGGGAGUAUCACGUCCCAAGAAUAGAGUGGUCACAAAAACAGGAACAUCCGAUGAACUUUCACACUUGAUUGAAGAAAGCAACUGAAGAACUUCCCCGAAAUAUUUGUCUUAAAACUUUUUUACUAUGCCUCAUGAAUAUCUUGCUCUAGGUGGCUCAAACGCCUAGAGCUUUCGUUGAAAUCUCUCUGGCUAUUGUAAGACUCCUGGGUGACAUUUCAUUGUAACUAAAGGCACUAGCUACUCCUACAAAGGCUGUGUUCUUCAAAAUGCAAUGCAUAAUGUUUUUGAUCUCUGAUUUAAAGUGCAACAAAAAACGUUGAAAAUUAUAUCAAGGUUAUUUUUGAGUAAAAAACAAUUUUUUGGUUAGUUAAGAAGUAGGAUUCCUCG